Messenger RNA from Globicephala melas (long-finned pilot whale), 5422 nucleotides. RefSeq names its product SRY-box transcription factor 7 (gene SOX7). Gene Ontology annotation, biological process: regulation of DNA-templated transcription; anatomical structure morphogenesis; cell differentiation. Gene Ontology annotation, molecular function: DNA-binding transcription factor activity, RNA polymerase II-specific; RNA polymerase II cis-regulatory region sequence-specific DNA binding. The record is from RefSeq and is a predicted model, not a curated record. NCBI's taxonomy places the organism in Eukaryota, Metazoa, Chordata, Mammalia, Artiodactyla, Delphinidae.
CGCCCGCACCAGGGCGCGCUUGCAUAAAGUUGCCCAGGUGAAUCAGUGCAAGUGAGUGAAGAAAUAAAGGAAUGGAGCGAGAGAGAGAGCCCGGUUCCCUUGUGCACACAGCUCACGUGCUCGGGGCGAAGCCCGUGCUGGCGAUGUGGAGUUUAACACCCAGGUCCUACACAAGCCAGGCUCGCGCGCGCUCUCCGGACGAAAUGCAAGGUAUUAUUAUUGGAGACAACAAUCACAACAUGUAUUCUCUUUGUCCCCGCGCCCGCUGUUUUCUCCAUCUUUGCUGUCGGACUCUGGAAUCCAACUGGACCGCUCGCUCUGCGCUCCCCGGCGCCCGCGCAGCUUCCUAACCUGGCUCCUGGGGGCGGCCCCACAGCGCGCACGCUCUGUUCUGGAACCGCUCACGGAGGGCGCCAGGGGCUGCGAGCCGGGAAGGGGACGCCCACGGCCGGCAAGGGGGCGCUGUCCCCAGAGGCCUCUGACCCUGCGGAGCAUCGUCCCGCCCUGGAGCGACGGUGAGGUUAGAAAGGGUAGCAGUCGGUUCCUUCCAGGGGCCCUGGGCUGCCGCGCAAAUACCCCUGCGGGGAUCCCUUCUCUCCCCCAACAACGAGCUGCACCCCCGGCCGGGCGCGGCCCUAGUUCCCCGCGGUUCCCGGAGCAUUCUGGUCUGGGGAUUUUUCUUAAGGAAUUUUUGGCAGAGGGGUUCAACACGGGAAACGGCCUAGGCUUCCCAAAGUAGGGAAGUCAGCCUAGACCGCGGACACAUUCUCUCCGCAAAUCACCCCCUUCCCGCCGGAUCCCCGGUGCCAGCCAGCCCCGCCCGCUCCACCUCGGGUUCCAAGAUGCUUUCCCGGCUCCCGACACCCACUUUCCAGCCAGCGCUGCGCCGCGCCCCGCGCCCCUCGCUGGUCACCCUCGGCCCGCGAGAGCGGCGGGUGGAGGGCCCAGGCCUAGGGUGCUGCUUCUAGGUCCUGGUGUAAGGGAGAGGGAAACUACUCAGUCUGUUCUCUGUGAAGUCCGGGGCUCUGGAGGUUGAAAGUGGGACUUAAAAACGGAGAAGUUGCACUUCUCCACCCACUUGCCCGGUCUUAGCCGUGGGGCCCGGUCCGGGAGGGCAUGUUGCACACGAGGCAUGUGUGAAUUCAGUCAUUGAACGGGGGGCCCUGAAAUCCAGGGUUAGAAGUUACGGGAUGCACGUGAACAGUUAUAUUAACAUCAACCAUCAUAUAUGUGUAGAGUUUGAGCUUUCACACCCAGCCCUGUGAGGUCAGUCUUAUCAUCCUCUUCCUUCUAGGAUUGGGAGAGGAGGUCUGGGUCAUGCACGGAGUAACCCACCACUGAAGACAGGUCCUGACUGCAGACCCCCUCGGUCCUCUCCCAGUGCCGCCUCCUUUCAGGGUUGCCUCUGCGGAGCCCUGCACGGGGUGGAGGGGGGGCGCUCAGUAAAUAUUUGUGGAUGGGAUUCCAGGAUCUCGUCAAGCCUUAUGACUGCCCUGUUUUAUACAGUAGGAUGUGUCUAAGCCGUAUCUUCGCACUCAUUUAUUCAUUCACUUAUUCUACAUUUCCUGAGUGCCUCCUGGGUGCCUGCACUGAAGUGAGCGCCAGGGGAAGAGCCCUACUCACACGGAGCAGCGGGACGCGGAGCUGUCCUCUGAGCAGGGGGUUCGCGUCCGCGAGGGAUGGCCCUGAGCUCCCAGUCCGCAGCCCUUGGAGUUGAGCGCAGGCCCAGAGCCCGCAGCCCCGUCUACUCUGGGGUGUCAGGGGGAGGGGAACUCGGGAGCCCCCGGGUCGUGCCAAAGCCUAGAGCAUGCGGGAGGGGAGGGCCAGGAUGACUCUGCUCGGAGGAGAAGAGAGAAAAUACGAGAAGGGAAUUCCGUGAGGGAAGGGCUAGAGGAUUCCACACUCGGGAGAAGCUGGCGGAGCCUGGCCCAGGGAGGCCGCGGCCAGUCGGGACAGGGGGCUGGAGUCCGGCUCCCGCACGCGGGCCCGGUGACUGCGGGCGGCGCCCGCCUCCCGGCCAGCGGCACCUGAGAGGGGAGUGGGCGGGCAGAGCGGCGGUCCCGGGGCGGCGGGGCGCGGAUCUCCGGGAGGGACCUGGGAGGCGGAGGGGCGGGCCGGGGGCGGGCGCGGGGGAAGUGGCCCGCCCUCCCGCCUCCCCUCCCUGCAGGUCGGAGCCGGGACGCGGCGGCCCGGGACGCAGGGAGGGGGCCCGCGUCGAGAAUGAGGGAGUGGCCGCGCCGCCUUCGAGAGUCAUUGGAGGACGCGGCCGCUCGAAGCUGAUAAAUAAGGGGCCGGGCCGCGGCUGCCGGCCAAGCUGGACGCCCCGACCGGUGCGAGGGCCAGGUCAGCGCCGGCCCGUCGACGCGAAGCGAGGCGACCCCCGCGCGGCCAUGGCGGCGCUGCUGGGAGCUUACCCGUGGCCCGAGGGGCUCGAGUGCCCGGCCCUGGAAGCCGAGCUGUCGGACGGGCUAUCGCCGCCGGCCGCCCCCCGCCCGCCGGGGGACAAGGGCUCGGAGAGCCGUAUCCGGCGGCCCAUGAACGCCUUCAUGGUGUGGGCCAAGGACGAGAGGAAACGUCUGGCGGUGCAGAACCCGGACCUGCACAACGCGGAGCUCAGCAAGAUGCUGGGAAAGUCGUGGAAGGCGCUGACACUGUCCCAGAAGAGGCCCUACGUGGAUGAGGCGGAGCGGCUGCGCCUGCAGCACAUGCAGGACUAUCCCAACUACAAGUACCGGCCGCGCAGGAAGAAGCAGGCCAAGCGCCUGUGCAAGCGCGUGGACCCCGGCUUCCUGCUCAGCUCGCUCUCCCGCGACCAGAACGCCCUGCCCGAGAAGCGGGGCGGCGGCCGGGGGGCGCCGGGGGAGAAGGAGGACAGGGGUGAGUACUCCCCGGGCUCCGCGCUGCCCGGCCUGCGGGGCUGCUUCCACGAGGGCCCGGCCGGCGGCGGCGGCACCCCGGGCAGCGUGGACGCCUAUCCCUACGGGCUGCCCACCCCGCCGGAGAUGUCGCCCCUGGACGUGCUAGAGCCGGAGCAGAGCUUCUUCUCCUCCCCGUGCCAGGAGGAGCACGCGCAUUCCCGCCGCAUCCCCCAUCUGCCCGGGCCCCCCUACUCUCCGGAGUACGCCCCCAGCCCUCUCCACUGCGGCCAUCCCCUGGGCUCCCUGGCCCUCGGCCAGUCCUCGGGCGUCUCUAUGAUGUCCACCGUGCCCGGCUGCCCCCCGUCUCCUGCCUAUUACUCCCCAGCCGCCUACCCUCCUCUCCACUCCAACCUCCACGCCCACCUGGGCCAGCUCUCCCCGCCUCCCGAGCACCCGGGCUUCGACGCCCUGGAUCAGCUGAGCCAGGUGGAACUCCUGGGGGACAUGGAUCGCAAUGAGUUCGACCAGUACUUGAACACUCCUGGCCACCCAGACUCUGCCGCCGGGGCCGGGGCCCUCAGCGGGCAGGGCCCGGUCUCGCAGGUGACACCGACGGGCCCCACGGAGACCAGCCUCAUCUCCGUGCUGGCUGAUGCCACGGCCACGUAUUACAACAGCUACAGCGUGUCAUAGAGCCCGGGGCAGCCCGGCCGGCCCGGCCUGGUCGCAGCCUCUCCUUCCCGCGCGGAGCGGAGCUGAUGCGCAGCGCCCCGGGGUGGGCAGGUCUGUGCUGCGGACCGGCUCUGCGGAUCCAGGGCCCCUCCGCCCGCCCCCUUCCCCGCCCGCCCGCCCCGCCCCGCCCCGCCCCGCCCCCUGCAGCCUGCGUUUUGAGUGUAUUCCUUCAAAUGAGUUUUCAUUGGCCACACCCUGGGAAUCAGGCCCGGUCGUGGCUGAAAGACACUGUUUCCCGCGAGAAUUUUCACUGACCUCUCCUCCGAUUUCUCAUCCCGGAAACAAAUUCGGGAAAAGCCCGGAAGCAUUCGCAUCUCUCCUGCUUCUGACACAGCUGCAGGGGUACAGCCGUCCUGACCCUUGGUCGUCCAGGUGAGGAGAGCCCUGGGCUAAGAUUCAGGGGACCCGGGAUCCAUUCCCAAUUCUGCCUCAGGGGGCUGGUGAAACCCGACUCCCCUCCCCUCCCCGCCCAUCCCCCCCAUCUGUAGAGUGAGGGACAGACGCCGCAUCUAAGGUCCCCUCUGCUCCAGGGUUUUCUGAUUUAGGAUUCUCUCGAGGCUAACACAGGAAGAUGAAGUUGGCCUCAGUGAGCUCAUUCACCUGCAACCUGGUGACGAUUCCAUGCACAGCCCAAGGACACCAGGCUGCUGCACUUGGUCACAAUCUUCCAAUAUGAUCAUAGACUUCCAAAAGGACGCUUUGAGAAAGGACACUCACCUUGAUUUGGGAAAUGAACCCCUGGCGUUAACUGCAUCACUGAAAAUGAGAUUGAAUUCAAGAUUUUAAAACAAACAAACAUAUUUUUUUAGACAAGUUCUUUUUUUAUUACACACACAUUUCAAGAGAAUAUACACAGCCUGAAUACAUACAGUGUGUGUGAGACACACACAACACACGCAUCUCCAUGCACAGCCUGAAUCAGAUACUCUUUGCUGUCCUUUGCAGCUUCUCGUCAGCCCUCUGUUCCUAACAACCCAAAGAGCAGGCGACUGGAAAAGAAUUUCAGCACAGCAGCAUCACUUUCUUCCAAUCUGAAUGUGUUGAUUUCUUGAGCAAAAUUUCAUCACGCUCUCCCUUCUGCAGAUGCAAAAGGAUCUUCCUUCCUGCUGUCUCCAUCUCCCUUUCCUGGAAUUUCUUUUUUCUCUUCUUCUCUGCUCGUUCUCCACCCCGGAAUUGGCCACUAAUUCAAAGAUCCCUUGACUUAAAAUUGCAGGCAUGAUUCCUACGGCAGAAAUGGGAAUUUGUUCUCCUCACCAGCCAGCUGGUUCUUUGGGUAACGCCUUCAGCCCACACAUCAAAGGAACUUCCCUUUAUGAUACUUACUUCCCAAAGAACAGAAGUGCACUGUGAUUCAGAAAAUAUUUCUGAGCCCUGACCCCCUCCCCAAAACAUUUCCAUCCUUCCCCAAGCCUCCUUUGAAGGAACAUACCUGUCAGUGUGCUAAAAGACAGUUGUUUGUCUUUUGAUUUCACCAUAUUAUUGCCUGUAUGAAAUAUGUACGUGUUUUAUAUAUUCUCCUAUUAGUUUCACCUUAUAUUUCAUAUUGUUGAAAGAUCCUUUUUCUUUUUUCCUUCCGAGGAGUCCUCUUGUAAAAAUCUCUUAUGUGAUUAAUCUUUAUGCUAUUACUGUAUAUGACAUUUGGUAAUAAAUAGUAAAUCAUGGACAAUAUGAUUGGUGCAGUCCAGAAUGUAUGUUAAUAAUCUUAUAAAACAUUAUCACAGACAUUAAGCUAAACUGUUCCAUUUUCUGUAAGAACUACACAUGCUUUGGAAUGGUUGUAGAUAUUGAUUUGUCUAAAAUAUUUAAUUUAAAUAAACGUUUUUGUACCGUGA